AUGCCGGUGAUGAGAGGGCUGCUGGCCCCACAAAACACCUUCCUGGACACCAUCGCCACCCGCUUCGAUGGCACCCACAGCAACUUUGUCCUGGGAAACGCCCAGGUGCAGUCACUCUACCCCAUCGUUUACUGCUCCGACGGUUUCUGCGAGCUCACCGGCUACGCCCGCGCAGAGCUCAUGCAGAAGAGCUGCGCGUGUCACUUCCUGUACGGCCCGGACACAAGCGACCGGCUGACGGCCCAGAUCCAAGGAGCCCUCGAUGAGAGGAAGGAGUUCAAGACCGAGUUGGUCUUUUACAAGAAGGAAGGGACGCAGUUCUGGUGUCUUUUGGACAUUGUACCCAUUAAGAAUGAAAAGGGUGAGGUGGUUCUCUUCCUCGUGUCCCAUAAAGACAUCACCGACAAGAAGAAGGACCAGGAUCCGGAGCAAGGACCUGACACAGAUGAGGAGACGGGUCUGGAGGUGCAUCAGGUAACUCGUCCCCCAGGCUUCAACGCCAACCGGCGCCGCAGCCGAGCCGUGCUCUAUCACCUGUCGGGACAUCUACAGAAACAAGACAAGAGCAAGCUCAAGAUCAACAAUAACAUGUUCGGGGAGAAGCCUCCGAUCCCGGAGUACAAAGUAGCAGCCAUUCAGAAAUCUCGCUUCAUCCUCCUCCACUACGGCACCUUCAAGGCCGGCUGGGAUUGGCUGAUUCUGCUGGCGACCUUCUACGUGGCCGUCACCGUGCCCUACAACGUGUGUUUCACGGUGGUGGGAGGGCGGGACGAAGGCGGCAGCAGCAGCAGCAGCAGCAGCAGCAGCGCCGCCCCUCGGAGCCCGCCCAGCGUCAGCGACAUCCUCGUAGAGAUCCUGUUUAUUUUAGACAUUCUGCUGAACUUUCGAACCACUUUUGUGAGCACGUCGGGUCAGGUAGUGUACGACGCCCGCUCCAUCUGCGUUCACUACGUCACCACCUGGCUCUUUGUCGAUCUCAUUGCCGCCCUGCCCUUUGACCUGCUGUAUGCUUUCAACGUCAGCGUGUACUUCGGGGUCCACCUGUUGAAGACGGUGCGGCUGCUCCGGUUACUGCGGCUGCUCCAGAAGCUGGAGCGCUACUCCCAGUACAGCGCCGUGGUGCUGACUCUGCUCAUGUCCAUGUUCGCCCUGCUGGCCCACUGGAUGGCGUGUGUCUGGUACUUCAUCGGCCGCAGGGAGAUCGAAAGUCCGGGCUCCUGGGAAAUUGGUUGGCUCCACGAGCUGGCUAAACGCCUGGGGACCCCGUACUUCCUGCCCCCCCUGGCCACGCUGGUCCCCUCCACAGUCAGCAGCCUUCCCGCCAACAGCAGCAGCAGCAGCAGCAGCAGCAGCCAGUGGAACGUGUCGGGGUCAGAGGUCGGGGGGCAGGGCUCCUGGAAUUCCAGCCAGUACUAUGGAAACAUAUCAGGGGGCGAGGCCGUGUCGGGGACGGGCACCGGCGGCCCGUCCAUGCGUAGCAGCUACGUGACGUCGCUCUACUUCGCUCUGAGCAGUCUGACCAGCGUGGGGUUUGGAAACGUGUCGGCCAACACGGACUCGGAGAAGAUCUUCUCCAUCUGCACCAUGCUCAUAGGAGCGCUGAUGCACGCCGUGGUGUUUGGUAAUGUGACGGCCAUCAUCCAGAGGAUGUACUCGCGCCGCUCGCUCUACCACACCCGCACCAAGGACCUGAAGGACUUCAUCAGGGUCCAUCGGCUGCCCAAGGCCUUGGAGCAGCGCAUGCUGGAGUGUUUCCAGACCACCUGGUCAGUCAACAACGGGAUAGACGUCAGCGAGCUCCUGAAGGACUUCCCGGAUGAGCUGCGGGCCGACAUCGCCAUGCACCUGAACAAGGAGCUGCUCCAGCUGCCGCUGUUCGAGUCGGCCAGCAGGGGGUGCCUGCGCUCGCUCUCCCUCAUCAUCAAGACCUCCUUCUGCGCUCCGGGCGAGUUCCUCAUCCGGCAGGGGGACGCCCUGCAGGCCAUCUACUUCGUCUGCUCGGGGUCCAUGGAGGUCCUGAAAGACAACACGGUGCUGGCCAUCCUGGGCAAAGGAGACCUGAUUGGCUCGGACUACCUGACGAAGGAGCAGGUGAUCAAGACCAACGCCAACGUCAAGGCCCUGACCUACUGCGACCUGCAGUACAUCAGCCUGAAGGGCCUGCGCGAGGUCCUCCGGCUCUACCCCGAGUACGCCCAGAAGUUCAUCAGCGAGAUCCAACACGACCUCACGUACAACCUGCGGGAGGGCCACGGGGCCGAUGUGGACUGGGAGAGCAAUGGCGGCCUGGUGAAGAAGCUGCCGUCGAUCCGUGAGGAUGAGGAGGGCGACGAGGAGCAGAACUCGGUGUCCCGCGCCCCUCGCUCCCCGCUGCGUCUCAGCAGGGGGCUCAACUCGCCCCUGCGCUCCCCCCUCCUCCCGCCCAGGCCGUUCAGAGCUCCCUCCGAGCACUCGCGUCCCACCACCCUGCAGAUACCUGUGGUCAGCUUCAGCAGCAUGCCGCCUGAGCUCAGCCCCAGAUUCGUGGACGGCAUCGAAACAGAGAGUAACUCCACCUCAUCGCAGAAGUUUGAGUUCAGUCCCAGCCUCUCACCUGCAGCACCGCCAUCCCCAUACCCCGGGACCCAGGAGCAGUCUGAGAUCAAGCAGAGUGUGUCUAAGCUGACGGAGGAGAUGAACACUCUCUCUAAACAAGUCUCCAAGCUCAGUCAGGAGCUGCAGGAAAUGACUCGCCUGCUCAAGCCCCUCCUCCAAACGGCACCACUGCAGCCAAUCCUGAUGAACAUGAUGCCAAAUUUAACCCCGCCUCCUAGCAGUGCCAGCCAGCUGUCGACGAACACCUGUCUCGCGGUGCCGCCCCCCGCCACACCUUGUCCCCUCCAGAGACCUGACAUUCAUUCCCUGCUGGACAGUGGAGACAUAGAGGGGGUGGAUUUGCCAGGAUGCCUUCUCCCAACUCCUCACUCACUGAAACGGCCUAAUUCAUCUCCGCCACAGCCCCCGUCCAAAUCCCCAGGGGGCAGAAUCAUCGGUCCCGUACACUCCGACCUUCUCUCACCUGAAGAUGGUCUUCCUGACGGACCCCCGGCGCCCUCCAGCCUCCACGCUUCCUCCAGUAACGGGAUAUUUUUGCCCCUGCUGCAGGACCAGCCUCCCCAUGCCUCGCACACCCCGUCACCCUCUCUCUCCUUCUCCAUGUCUCUCGCCUCCUCACCGUCCAUCUCCCCCUGCCAAGGCCCCCACCCGUCCCGACCUGCCAGCUGUGCCAGCAGAGGCCUGCUUCCCCCACCUCCCUCCCAGGACACCCCCCCUCCCCCAUCCUCCCACUGCUCAGCUCCCCCGUCGCUCUCAUCCUCCCCUGGAGACCACCGGAUGAGACCCACCCCCUCCGCCCCUCUCGUCUCCCCCGCCGUCUCCUUCCACCCCUCCACCAUCUCCCUGCCCUUGUCUCUGGACUCUGUCAGUGCGAGGAGAAGGCAGGGAGGGACCCAGACUCCCCCUUGGUGCAGGUCACAGCUGCGCCACAGGGAGGCCAGGCCUGCCGCUCGUCCUCCCCAGGAGCUGGAGAUGCAGGAGUGGGGGCGACAGGUGGAGGAGGGCAAGUCCUCCACGGAGCACAUCAGCUUCAUCGAUGAGGAGGAGCCAGCGUUAUGA
Molecule: messenger RNA, 3654 nt
Organism: Seriola dumerili (greater amberjack)
Lineage: Eukaryota; Metazoa; Chordata; Actinopteri; Carangiformes; Carangidae
Gene: kcnh3
Product: potassium voltage-gated channel subfamily H member 8-like
Exons: 15
Coding region: 1-3654 (1217 amino acids)
Biological process (GO): potassium ion transmembrane transport; regulation of membrane potential
Cellular component (GO): membrane
Molecular function (GO): voltage-gated potassium channel activity
Source: RefSeq, a predicted model, not a curated record